AUGGCCACGAAACAAGUAAACAUCACGGUCGAGGGCGACGACAUCACGAUGACCUGCCCCGUGCAGUACCAACAGUCGAUAAGGGUGACUGUGAAUAAUGAUGGAAGCAGGAAAGUGGAGGUGACACUAAAUGCCACCUUCACCGUGAACAUUCCCAUGGCCCCAGACAGAUCAUGUAGAGUAACGGAGACAACCGACACGUCACCGGCACCACCGCCAACACCAAGCGCGACGACAACGCCCGAUGCCCCGCAACACCCAUCGCAACCACAACCACAGCCGCAAUGCCCAUUGCCCAAUUGUAAUGGCAUAUUGGCCAAUUCCCCAGCACAGCCACGAUCGCAGCGACAGUGCCCGUCGCAGCCACCAGGGACCACCGCAAGACCAGUAGCAGUCGUAGAACCGCUGCCACCAAGGUACCAGCCACUCCGGCCCCACUACAUCCCGCAACGGCACGAAAGGAGCCCACCACGAGGACGAGGAAGAGGAUGGCGACGGACGGUAACGCAGCUGUAA
Messenger RNA from Cydia splendana, 516 nucleotides. RefSeq lists its product as uncharacterized. Bases 1 to 516 code for a protein of 171 amino acids. NCBI's taxonomy places the organism in Eukaryota, Metazoa, Arthropoda, Insecta, Lepidoptera, Tortricidae. The record is from RefSeq and is a predicted model, not a curated record. The transcript has a single exon.